Molecule: messenger RNA, 1447 nt
Organism: Erigeron canadensis
Lineage: Eukaryota; Viridiplantae; Streptophyta; Magnoliopsida; Asterales; Asteraceae
Product: pentatricopeptide repeat-containing protein At1g61870, mitochondrial-like
Exons: 1
Coding region: 94-1311 (405 amino acids)
Molecular function (GO): protein binding
Source: RefSeq, a predicted model, not a curated record
UAUACACAAAUCACAACACACCACUAAAACUAGGGUUCUGAACCUUUGAAAAACCCUAGAAACACAAAUCAUCCCAAAAUUUCACAAAACAAAAUGGCAAUGGCAGCUUACAUUUCAAGAAUCACCAAACUCUCAAUCUCCAAACAAACCCCACUAAGACCAUUUUCAUCAUCAUCAUCAUCUUCCCCUCAAUUCCCAUCAUUCCGUUUACUAAAAUCAGCAAUCAAAUCAGAAACAGACCCACUAAAGAUUGCAACUUUAUUCGAAUCCUCAAUUCCAAUACCCACAUUUCGUCGCUACAGACCCUUAUUCGAUCUCUCUGUUCACAAACUGACAAGAUCCAAAAGAUUUGAUCUUGUUGAUCGAAUUUUAUCGAAUACGAUAUCGAGUUCCCCUGUUUCCCAGCUGGGUUCUGAAGGGUUUUGGCUAAGGAUUGUUAUGUUGUAUUCAAAAGCUGGAAUGGUGGACAAUGCACUCCAAGUGUUUGAUAAAAUGCUUGAGAGAAAGAAAUGUGAGGUUACUGAGAAAUCACUUUGUGGGGUGCUUUCGGUUUUGUUGGAUAACAAGAUUUAUGAUGAGAAGUUGUGGAAAAGUUGUGAGGAGUUUGUGAAAAAGACGGGUGUGAAGCCGGGUGUCAAGGCGUGUAAUUUGAUGUUGAAAGGUUAUUGUAAAGGAGGGCGGGUCGACGAGGCUGCAGCGUUGGUAACGAAGAUGGAAAGUGAGGGUGGGGUGAAGCCGGAUAUUGGGAGUUAUAAUGUGUUGUUGGGGGCAUAUUUGGAUAGUGGGAAAAAGAGUGAUUUUGAUAUGGUGGUGAAACGGAUUAACGAGAGAGGUUUGGAAGGUAAUUUGGUUACUUAUAAUCAUAGGAUUUUGAGGUUUUGUAAGAGUAAGGAGUGUGUUAGGGCUAAGAAGUUGUUGGAUGAAAUGAUAUCAAAAGGGGUGGAACCUGAUUCGUCUAGUUAUAAUGCGAUUAUAUUUGGGUUUUGUAAGGUUGGAGAUUUGGAAUCUGCAAGAAAUGUUUUGGAAAAGAUGGUGAAUGAUGGGUUUGUGAAGGCGCCGUCUUUUGGUUAUUAUACGUUGAUGAAGCAUAUGGUUGAGGAAGGCGAGUUUAAUGAUGGUUUGGAAAUAUGUAAGGAUAUCGUAAAGAAUAGGUGGGUUCCUCCGUUUGAAGCCACAAAGCUUCUGGUCAAUGGAUUGGUGAAAGAGUCAAAAGCAGACGAGGCGAAGGAAAUUGUCGGGAAGUUCAAGACGCAGCUCAGGGGGUCUGCAUUAGAAUCAUGGGGAAAGAUAGAAGCUAGCCUUCCUAUAUAAAUGCGAAUAUGAUUUGUUUUGAGGAUAAAGAAACAGAUUUCAUAAUGUAUGAUCAAAAACAGAAGGUGUGCUAGAAGUUUCUCUAGGAUUUUCACUUUUUAAAUAUAACAGUCCUGCGUAGUGGUUGUUCUUUUCA